Alternaria postmessia is the source of this 1275-nucleotide messenger RNA. RefSeq lists its product as uncharacterized. The record is from RefSeq and is a predicted model, not a curated record. The coding region runs from base 1 to 1275 and encodes 424 amino acids. Lineage: Eukaryota; Fungi; Ascomycota; Dothideomycetes; Pleosporales; Pleosporaceae. Gene Ontology annotation, molecular function: monooxygenase activity; FAD binding. The transcript has 2 exons.
AUGCCAUUCCGAAUCAUUAUCGUGGGCGGUGGGAUCGCAGGAUUGGCAGCUGCCAUAGCCUUACGGAAGGACGAUCGCCAGAUCACGAUCCUGGAACAAUCUCGACUCAGCACAGAGAUUGGCGCUACAAUCUCGCUCCAACCCAACGCCACGAGGAUCUUACAGCAGUCAUGGGGGCUAGAAGCCCUACUCGAGGACUCUAAUGGUACAAUCGAUCACGGGUUCAGGAUAUAUAGCGUUGAUGGCAAGAUGGUGAAUGAGAUACCUCUACGAAGUAAGACACAGUAUGGGGCAGACCGUAUUAUGUGGCACCGUGAGGAUCUUCAUGCCUAUCUCAGGGAUAAAGCCACAAGCACCGAACGGGAUGGCCAGCCGGCGGUUCUACGUACCUCAGCGCGAGUGUCCAGCUGCGACUGCGAAGAAGGCAAAGUGAUACUUGAGAAUGGUGAAACUCUGGAAGCAGAUCUUGUCAUCGGCGCGGAUGGCAUUCACAGCGCCCUGCGUACUUCUGUUCUCGGUAAAGAGAUUCAUCCCAAACCCACGGGGUCCUCAGCCUACCGGCUUAUGCUACCAACUGCGAUCCUUAACGAACGUGCGCCACAAUUCUCUGCAAACAUCAAACCAGAACAGCCCUACACAUCCAUGAUCAUGGCACACUCCUGCCGGCUUAUCAUGGGUCCCGCUCGCGACGCAAAGCUCUACAGCAUUGUCGGCCUAGUACCGGACGAGCAGAUGAAUGAAGAUCCUGAUAAAGCGCAGUCAUGGGUAACGAAAGGAGAUUCAGCAAAGAUGUUGGAGACCUUCAAGGACUUUCCCAGCUGGACCAGAGACAUGCUUCGAAAUGCCGACAGUAUAGGCCUUUGGCAGCUGCGCGACUUGGAUCCACUAGAUACAUGGCAUUCUGGGCGUACGAUUCUCAUUGGAGAUGCAGCGCAUGCUAUGCUGCCCACCCAAGGUCAAGGCGCAAGCCAGACUAUCGAGGACGCUGAAGCUUUAGGGGCGCUCUUCGACAGCAUCACUGGGAGACCUACCAAAGACGAAGUAUCUUUCAUCCUGGAAAACGUAUUCAAGAGUCGAUAUGAACGUGCGAGCUUGAUACAACGAUUCAGUCGCGAGGCUGCGAAGCCUGCGACGGAAAAGGGCAGCAAUGUCAUCAAAAUGCGCCCUGAUGAGUUCAUGGACUACAACUGCACAUAUCGGGGGGUACACGAUUGGGAACAAAAGCGUUCGAUUUCAGCAAUAACAGUCGGUCUCCAGAGAGCUGCAGUAGCUUAG